This is a messenger RNA of Coniophora puteana RWD-64-598 SS2, 2430 nucleotides long. Its product is annotated as rab guanyl-nucleotide exchange factor. Gene Ontology annotation, cellular component: cytoplasm; fungal-type vacuole membrane. Gene Ontology annotation, biological process: endosomal vesicle fusion; vesicle-mediated transport; intracellular protein transport. NCBI's taxonomy places the organism in Eukaryota, Fungi, Basidiomycota, Agaricomycetes, Boletales, Coniophoraceae. The transcript is spliced from 13 exons. The record is from RefSeq and is a predicted model, not a curated record. The coding region runs from base 1 to 2430 and encodes 809 amino acids.
AUGACGUUGGGUCUCGGAGCUAAGGCCAAGCCUGGACUUGUCAGACUUAGCGACGGGGAGGCACUGAUUGUCAAGGACAACCAGGGUUUCAUGAUCGGCGCCGAUGGCAGGCCUCUAAGGGAACACACUCUGCACUGGCCAAGCCCACCUGAAGAAUUAGCGUAUGUGAAGCCGUAUAUUUUGUCAGCGUUAGCACCUGGAACCGUGCCAGCCCCUUCAGAUGAGAAGAAUACAGCUGCUACUGGCACUCAGAACACUAUGAUACAAUCUCCGGUGGUCCAAAUAUCGUCUUAUCUUACUGCCUCAAACGUCCAGACCCUUCCUUUUCCGCCGCAACUAACGCCAGCACCCACAGGCCCAGCCAGCGCCACCUACACAAUACGGCUCUUAACGCCCUCAACUCUGUCCAGCAAGCCCUCAAUAUAUCUCGUUGCUACUCCAACAGACCGUACCGCUGCCAAUUCCGAGGGUAGCUCAAUAUGGCAGCUACGCAUGCGCUCAUGGAUGGACCAGAUCGACGAGUUGGUUACCAGUGGCCUCUACGCUGAAGCACUAUCGCUUCUCCAUACCCUAGAUGUGUCAAUAUUACCCGAUAGGGACCAACGUCAAACCAAGAUUCGGGCGCUGUACGCUGUCUCGCAGUUUCGCGCAGGGAAGUAUGACGAUGCCAUCAACACGUUCCUGGAGCUGGACCUAAACCCAGCGAAAGUAGUUGCUCUCUAUCCAGAGAGCGUUGCUGGCAGACUAUCAGUGCCCCAAGAUGAAUGGAUACCCCUCUUUGGAGGUCCUUCAAACCCCAAACCUGCGGAGAACGAUGACGCCAAAUCUACGAAUUCGACAGAUACAGGGAACGCAAAUGGCGGGAAAGAGAAGUCGUUAACAGCUGCAUUGGAAAGAUCACCUUCUCCGACUGGAUCGCUGCGCGCAAAAUCGAAGUCGACCUUUGCUUCAUUGCUACCGUCUAUGGCAAAAGACGAUGAUACCGCGUCUAUAAGUGGGAGAAGACCGAAGAAACCAAUCGAUGAAUUCAGUCGUUCUGUGGAUGCAUUAUGGCGGUACUUGACCGACCGCCGGCCAAAAGUAGCACCCGCUCUUGAAGCCGUCAAUAUCACCUCUGCCCAGUCACAUAGCCUGCCCUUCCUUUCAGAGACGUCCGUAGACGACUUGUUUGCCAUUCCUAAUGUCCCCCUCUCGUCCCUUACCCCUGAGCAGCUCAUCCGUUUUGCUCAAAUUGUUGACACUGCACUGUUCAAAUCGUACCUACAAACACGCCCGUCCAUGCUUGGACCUCUUUGCCGAGUUCCGAACUGGUGUGAAGUGUCUGAGGUGGAAGAAGAACUGCGAGCCCGUGGGAAAUUUUCGGAGCUUAUCGACCUGUAUCAUGGAAAGAAGAUGCACUCCAAAGCUUUGUCACUAUUGAAAGAUUUGAGCUCCAAGGAAGAUGAUCCCCGAGACAAGCUCAGCCCAUCCAUCGCAUAUCUUAGAAAGCUGGGUCCCGAGCAUCAGGAUCAGGUUUUCGAAUGGUCACGCUGGAUAUUCGACGAAGAUAAGGAACAAGCAUUCGAGAUUUUCACCUCGGAUGACGUUGAGCUACCUUUUGAAGUAGUCACCGAUUAUCUCGAGAAAAUUGACCCGAGGUUGGCCGCACGGUAUAUUGAAUAUGUCAUUGACGAGAAGAGCGAGGAGGGAUCGCAUUUCCACAAUCGGCUCGCAGAACUCUACUUGACCAUCACGGUGGCUGCUCGGAAACGGAAAGAUGAAGAUACUCGGUUGACUUUCUACGAGAAACUGCUCACUUUCUUGGACAGCACUUUCUCCUAUCAGCCGGACAGAUUGUACGGGCACAUUCCUGAUGAUCUGUAUGAGGCACGGGCAAUUCUACUUGGGCGCAUGGGCCGCCAUGGGCAUGCGCUCGAGCUCUACGUUUACAGAUUGCGGGACUACCCCAAAGCCGAAGACUAUUGUAAGCGCAUAUAUGCGGCGGGCCCUGAAACGGCGAACAUAUUCCUUACCUUGUUACGAAUAUACCUUCGUCCGACGGUCAAGACGUCGGCGGAUCUACUGAAGCCCGCUCUGGACCUGAUUAGCCGCCACAGUCCGCGAUUAGACUCGGUCGAAACGCUGCAGCUCCUUCCUCCUCUGGUCACAGCCAAGGAUGUCCGUCCCUAUCUGUUCGACGCGCUCCGUGCACCUAUAUUUGAUACCCAUGUCGUGCGAGACAUCCACAAGGCCCACGCCGAGAGCGUUGCCCAGAAGUUGAUGUUGUUGGAAUCGCGGCGCGUGAGGAUCACCGACAGUCGGAUAUGUCCCCACUGCCACAAACGCAUUGGUAACAGUGUUAUUGCGGUGCAUGCCCCUAGGGGCGAGGUGACGCAUUAUCAGUGUCGCGAAGCAUUCUCGCGAAAACUGACGGACUCGCUGCGGAGAUAG